UUCCUCUUAUAAAAUUCGGGUAUAAGCAAUGGAAAUAGCUAAGAGGAGAUGCAUUGACCUUACAAGUACAAUUGUAACAACCGCAUAUUUAAUCUGAACAUGUUUAAGAGACUCGUUAGAACAUCAGUACCUUUAGUUGCAUUUGGUGUUGGAGUUGCAGCUUUUCCUGCUAAUUGGAGGAAAGGUAAUUGGAGAGAGAAGAAAUUGUUACAUAUCAAUGACGAUGUGGUGGAGAAGAUAACAUUAAGUAAAGAGUAUAAAGACUUGGCUGCUGAUCCAGAUACCAGCCAAUAUAGUAGUAGUGAGACAUUCCCAAACCAACAUCAUAAGAAUUAUGUUGGUACGGGGUUAUUAUUUGGACCUGAUUUAUUUGAAAUUGAUCCGAUAGUAUUUUUGAAUGAGAAGAAAGGGGAAUUGACUAGUUUUUACCAUUUAGGUGACAAAUUAAUUAGUCAAGAUGGUCAAGUGCAUAAUGGUGUAGUAUCUACGAUAUUAGAUGAAGGAUUGUGUUCUUGUGGGUUCCCCCUUUUACCCUCGAAAAAGGGGGUGACGGCAUCAUUGUCAAUAGAUUUUAAAAAUCAGGCACCUCCUGGUAGUACUGUUGUAUUAAGAGCUAAAGUGGUGGAAGCCAAAGGAAGAAAGGUAGUCAUUGAAGGCAACCUAGAAACAUUGCCAUUCGAUAAAAGUGAGCAACCCAUCGAAAUUGCCCAUUCAAGAUGUGUUUUGGUGGAACCUAAAUGGUUCAAAUAUUUCUCUUGGUUCCAGAUUAUAUAAGUAUCUUUUGAUGUCAUCAGUGGAGAAAUAUAUAUGAUUGCUAAAUUCAUUUAAAUGCCUAAUGCUUGCUAUUGCGAAAGCGGGACUUUUAUUUUUAAUCUAUAGCAACACUGUACUACGUCA
Scheffersomyces amazonensis is the source of this 897-nucleotide messenger RNA. RefSeq lists its product as uncharacterized. The record is from RefSeq and is a predicted model, not a curated record. The coding region runs from base 100 to 774 and encodes 224 amino acids. Lineage: Eukaryota; Fungi; Ascomycota; Pichiomycetes; Serinales; Debaryomycetaceae. The transcript has a single exon.